AUCAUCCUAGGAUCUCAUCAAGUGGUAUCAGAGCAACUCUGGAAGGGAAGUGUUCGAUUUUUCUCUCUGAUUUUCGUUUGGAUCUGUUCAUAUUCUGUCGAGUUUGAUCUGAUCUGUGUUCUUAGCGUUUAAAUCUGAUAAAUCCGUUUGUGUUUGCUAAAAACCUGUCGAUCUAUUCUUUUUCUCACUAGUUUUGAUUGAUCUAUGAUUGUGUUGUUGAGUUUUAAUAGAUUCAAGCUUGUUGAUCUCGUUUCUGAUAAAAACUUUUCACAUUCUUGUUGCAGAAGUAAUCGAUUUGCUUGAUCUGUUUCUGUUUUGGAUUUGUGUGAUUCCGAUCUGUUCUUAUUGCUUUAAAUAUAAUCUAUCUUGUUUGGUUGAUUAGAUUUCGAAUUUAAUCUGUCUCUGUUUAAGAAUUGAUCGAUCAUAUUGCGUUGGUGUUUGUUUCUGAUUAUCAAACUGUUCCUGAUUAUCAAUCUGAUUGUUUUUGAUUUGUGUUCACGAUCUGAUCUGUCUGAUUGUUGUCUAAAUCCAAUAUUUUUGUGAUCUGAUUUGUUGGAACUACUUACUGCCUUAGUCUUUCUCUUGAAUCAGGUACCAUGGCAGGAGAUCAAAAAGGAGAAUUCACCAAGGAAGAAAAGCUAUUGAUUAAAUCCAUGACCAAUCAUCUAAAUCAAACCAUGGGCAAGAUGAUGAAGGCUAAGAUGGAAGAGCUUCGACAGGAGGUUAGACAGGAAUGCCCACGAGCUACUGGUCAGAACCAUGAGUCUAGGCGCAGCGAGAGGAGACAAAGACGUGAGCAUGAAGGCAGAGGCAGUCACAGAGAUAAAUUUGCUGAUCAAAAGCUAAAAAUCCCUCCUUUCCAUGGCAACGCUGAUCCUGCUGCAUAUGUGGAAUGGGAAGAGAAGAUGGAGUUGAUUUUCGACUAUCAAAGCUAUGCUGAAGUAAAGAAGGUUCAACUAGCCACUGCUGAGUUUUGUGGUUAUGCUUCAAGCUGGUGGAAGCAACUGGUGUCGUCUAGGAGACACUAUGGAAAAGAACCUGUUGCAACCUGGCUUAAAUUAAGGGCUUUGAUGCGUCAUAAGUAUGUUCCAAGACAGUACCACAAGGAAGUGCUUCGAAAACAGUCUGAAACAAAGCCAUGCUCUGCAAACUCAGUCCAGGAACAACAAGGCAGGAUCAGAUCAAGAUCAACCGGUGUUAUUGGUUUACCUAGCAAGACAACGAGCUGGUUCUGUGAGGAGGACAUAAAGAAGCUGUCUCAAGUGAUUAUGGAUGUGGAGAAACAAUUCAGGGAGACCCACACUACACAUCCAUCCUUAGAAGAACAGAACCAGGAGUUAAUCACUUCAGUCUCAGAACUCAAUUCAGCAGAGCCGGUAUCAGCUACAACUAUUCAAGGAGAUCAAGCCAAAGAAUCAUCAGCUGCCAUUCAGAAAGAUGAGCAGCCUGUUCAGAACGUCAUGGUUCCUUUCAAACAAGCCAUAGUACCAGAAGAGACACCCAGGGAACCACAGACAGCUUGCAAAAAGAGACAACUGAUUGUCUUUGACCCGUGUGAUUUCCAAAAGACAUUCUUGGGUAUUUUUCUGUUCAAUCCCUUUGUCUGGAACAAGACCAGAGCAGUAGAGCUUUCAAGACACGAACUGGGCAUGGAACAUGUUGUAUUUGAGCCUGGAGGAGAGUUGUGGAAUCACAGGAACAAUCCCUUAGUGAUUGAGAAGAAAUCGGCAGCAACAACAAUUGUUUUUGGUGAUCUUUUACCCUCUGAAGCUAAAGGGAUGCACGUCUCAGCUCAGCAAGAGUUUCACUACGAAACCAAUUGGAGAAUGUUACCCACUCUUUCCUGGAUCCAAUAAACCGGAAAACGCAGCAAAUGGCCACCUGAUCAUCAAGAUAUUGUCAAUUCCGCAAAACAUAUCGGUUUAGCCAAAUUCUGUGAGCUGCUUAUAUCAGAUUGGGCUGGAAGGUUACAGAUCUACUUGUGGAAACCUGGAGCAUAUGACAGCACACUUAUCAUCCUUGGAGAGCGCUCUGCUCGUGCUAGAACCAGCUUGGGUAAUAAGGAGUUGGAAGCUGAUCAAAAUGCCUUGCUUCUUGAUCAUGUCAAGGUGUGGAAGCCACCAGAUUUGCAGAAGCUUCAAUACCAUUUCAGAGAUUGUCAAAUCAAGAGUGGAGAUGGAGAUUUCAUUAGAGUAAAUGGUGAAGUGAUUACUGGAGUAGGAGGAAAACUCAUGUUUUCUUCUCAAAACAAGGAGAAACCACCAGAUGGACUCAGUCUACAUCAAUCUCCAAAUAAAUCAGCCCGAGGUCAAACAGUUUUGAGUGCUAUACUUUUCGAAAGGAGAGGCUAUAGUAAUGAUCAGAGUAUCAAGAAUGGAUCCUUGGCUAAGUUGGAGAUGCAACAAUCAAAUCUUGGAAGCUGUCUAGCCGCCAACUCUGACAUAGGAGCAGUCCGAGGAUCAUAUCUCAGCAACCAGAAGGAAUUAAGCAACAAACUCAACUGCAAUGGAAACUACACUCAUCAGGGUCUCACGUCGAACUGGAAUCAUGUCCAAAGCUUCUCAAAUGAAAGAGUUAUGGGUUCUACAAGACGGGUGAUUCUGUGUUUGCUUUGUCUGAACUUUUCUGAGUGUAGAACAUCUCAAUCCUAUCUAUGGCGACCAGGUGAGCAUGCUAAGGUAACUAAUCAUGUUUUCAAGAGUUCUUUUAUUGAUUACACAGAUAUGAUGCACUUGUUUUGCCAAAAGAGUCAUGUGCAGAUUAUAUGGAAGCUUUGAAGAAUGCAAAGAGAAAGAACAAGCGUGAGGAAGACAAAUGUUUCAAGCCGCCUGAUCUAAGCCAGGAGAGACAUCAUGACGUCACUUGCUUCAUCCUCAUCAAAGAAGCACCUCCAGAUGCAGCAUACAAGCCAAAACCGAUAAAAUACAACUUUGGGAUAAUACUCUUACUCUAUGAUGUUUUUGCUUAUUGUGUUCACUUAUCUUGUUUCAAUGUAUCAGGUUUAAGUAAUGCCUCAGGAGUAAGGAGAGCCAAAUGGAUCAGUCCCUUCUAUAUAAUAGAACCAGUCAGCAACAAUGCCUAUCAAAGAGGCUUGCAAGGUAACACAGAUUUGAGGACAAAUCUUUUUGAAGUGGGAGGGGAUGAUAUGAUCAUGGAAAGCACCAAGGACUG
Messenger RNA from Brassica rapa (field mustard), 3171 nucleotides. RefSeq lists its product as uncharacterized. Lineage: Eukaryota; Viridiplantae; Streptophyta; Magnoliopsida; Brassicales; Brassicaceae. The record is from RefSeq and is a predicted model, not a curated record.